AUGGGGGGCGAGGACGACUACUAUGCGUUCGACAACGAGUCCCUGCUGCGCUCAAGAAGUGCGAAACGCGUUGAACGGGGUGAUUCGCUCGUGAGGCGGGACAGAAACAACUUCACAGACCCACAGAAUCCGCAUCACUUUUAUGCACAGAAAGCACAGGAACAGCAAAGAAAAGGACAUGUCCAAGUCCAGGAGUCUAUACCUCUGCAAGACUUGUCUAAACUGCAGCCUGCUACGCCUAAAAAACAAAAAACUGAGGCGAUAACGUUUUGGCAACUGUACGCGUAUGCAAUCACUUUUUGGGCACCCGGGCCUCUUCUUGCGCUUUGUGGGAUGCCAAAAAAGGAGAGACAAUUUGCAUGGCGUGAGAAGAUAGCUCUGCUCUCGAUUAUCUUUUACGCGGGCGCGUUUGUUGCCUACUUGACCUUUGGUUUCACACGGACCGUCUGUGAUGCGUCGCAAUUGCGACUUCGAAGUAAUAAAAUUUCGGACGGUUACCUUAUCAUCAAUGGCAAAGCGUACGCUUUGGAUUCGUCAUCACAUCCAGCUGCUGCUGGUAUUGACGCUGGAACCAAUGUGUUGUAUCCGCCGAUAAAUGCGGGCGGUAAAGACGCCACUUUCCUGUUUCAAAACGUUAACGGUAAUUGUCACGAUAUCAUAAAACCUAGAGAUAACUGUUCCAUUCCUCACGAUAAUGAUGGCAGAUUGGCGUGGUACUUUCCUUGUAAGGUUUUCUCUCAAGACGGUAGCACCAAACCGAAUUUUACCAAGAGCGAAUACUAUGAUGGGUGGGCAUGUCACACAUCAAAAGAGGCCAGAGAGGCCUAUUAUUCUUUGAAAGCUGCCGCAGACGUCUAUUUCACCUGGAAUGACAUCGUGAACUCGACUAGGAAUCUAGUUGUGUACAACGGCCACGUUCUGGACCUCGACCUUCUUGAUUGGCUUGAAACCGACGACUUGACAUAUCCUGCAUUGUUCGAUGACUUAAGAAAGUCAGAGCUUCAGGGUUAUGAUAUAUCAAUUGCACUUUCCAACUCUUACGAACGUGAAGUGGCACGCUGUCUGAUCGAAAUCAUAAGGGUUGGAGAAAUCGAUUCGUCUACCAUUGGCUGUAUUGCGUCGAGUGUGGUCCUCUACAUUUCCUUGAUUUUCAUUCUUUCUGUGGUAUUCAGCAAAUUCUUUGUCUCCUGUUACUUUCGUUGGGUCGUUGCUAAGAAGCAAGGCGCUUCUGCUGUCGACAACAAAACCAUGAAUGAGCAUACCAAUAAAAUCGAGGACUGGGCCGAUAACAUUGACAUUCAGGGCCCCAUUAAAAGAAUAGACCCUCCAAGGGGUCGCUCAGAUGGUCACAGGAGGAAAUCAACAAUCGACCUCAUCAGGCAAAACUCAAGGUUACUUUUGAAUGAUUUUUCAAACAAGGCGGACUCGUUUAAAGGAUUGACAACCAUGACAACGCAGUCGCUUCAGAAGUCGAACGACGAGGAUGCAAAUGUGAAUAGACAAAUAAUUCAGUCGCCAUUCACAAGCGAUGUGGCUCCAGGCUCUAUUGAAAAUAUGAAAACACUUGACCCAACGAUCAUUCAUUCAGAGGUUGUGGCACAGCCCCCACCAGACUUCAUGCCUUAUGGUUUCCCGCUUGUACAUACAAUUUGUUUCGUCACUUGCUAUUCCGAAGAUGAGAAAGCAAUUCGCACAACGCUUGACUCCUUGGCAACCACUGAUUACCCAAACUCUCACAAGCUCUUGAUGAUAGUGUGUGAUGGACUUAUCAAGGGUUCAGGAAAUGACAUGACAACUCCCGAUAUAGUGCUGGGAAUGAUGGAAGAUUUCAUUAUCCCUCCAGAACAAGUCGAGCCUCAUUCCUACGUGGCCGUGGCUUCUGGGGUGAAAAGACACAACAUGGCCAAAAUCUAUGGCGGAUUUUACAAAUAUGACAAGGAAACUAUUGGACCUGAUCUCCAGCAAAAGGUGCCCAUGGUCAUUAUCGUGAAAUGUGGUACUCCAGACGAACAAGCAUCAUUGAAACCUGGUAACAGAGGUAAGCGUGACUCUCAGGUCAUUCUGAUGUCCUUUUUACAGCGGAUUACUUUUGAUGAAAGAAUGACAGUCUUCGAGUAUGAGUUACUGAAAGCAAUCUGGCAGGUUACGGGUUUGAUGUCGGAUUUUUAUGAGCUUGUUUUGAUGGUGGAUGCAGACACUAAGGUAUUUCCUGACUCCUUGACCCACAUGGCUGCGGAAAUGGUCAAAGACCCAGAAAUAAUGGGUCUUUGUGGUGAGACAAAGAUUGCCAAUAAAAGAGAUAGCUGGGUUACCUGGAUACAGGUUUUUGAAUAUUACAUCUCUCAUCAUCAAGCUAAGGCAUUCGAAUCAGUUUUUGGUAGCGUAACCUGUUUGCCUGGUUGCUUCUCGAUGUAUCGAAUCAAAUCACCUAAAGGCAGCGACGGAUAUUGGGUCCCUAUCAUUGCCAAUCCUGAUAUUGUUGAGAGAUAUUCCGACAAUGAUACUGGUAACCUGCAUAAGAAGAAUCUGCUUCUAUUAGGUGAAGAUAGAUUUUUGUCCUCCUUAAUGCUAAAGACCUUUCCAAAGAGAAAACAAAUAUUUGUUCCCAAAGCGGCAUGUAAGACGGUUGUACCUGACCGCUUUAAGGUUCUGCUGUCGCAAAGAAGAAGAUGGAUCAACUCCACCGUUCAUAAUUUGAUGGAGCUGGUCUUGAUCAAGGACCUUUGCGGGACAUUUUGCUUUUCAAUGCAAUUUGUCAUAGGAAUCGAACUGCUUGGUACCAUGGUUUUACCCUUGGCUAUCAGUUUCACCGUUUAUGUGGUAAUCUUUGCAAUUGUAUCCAAGCCAACGCCAAUUAUCACGUUGGUUCUUCUUGCCAUUAUUUUGGGUCUUCCGGGUCUUCUCAUUGUCGUGACUGCAACAAGAUGGUCAUAUUUGGGCUGGAUGGCAAUCUACAUCAUAGCAUUACCGAUCUGGAACUUUGUGUUGCCCACAUACGCUUAUUGGAAAUUUGACGAUUUCAGUUGGGGUGAUACUAGAACAGUGGCUGGCGAUCAAAGGGGUGGAGCUCAUGAUACCGAAGAAGGAGAGUUCGAUCAUUCUAAGAUUAAAAUGCGUACUUGGAGAGAAUUUGAAAGGGAGAAACAAUUAGGUUCAGCGCCUGGGCCGGGGCUAGGACUUUUAAAUUGA
Molecule: messenger RNA, 3189 nt
Organism: Lachancea mirantina
Lineage: Eukaryota; Fungi; Ascomycota; Saccharomycetes; Saccharomycetales; Saccharomycetaceae
Source: the annotation of a GenBank genome assembly